AUGCUUCGAACCAUAUCCCUCAAGCGCAAAGCGUCAUUUUCUGCAUUCCCAACUCCUGAUAUGACGCCGGUCGUCGCAGGACCGUCGGUGACAAUGGAUGAUGCACCGCAUAUGAACAGCCGGACACGAAAACGUUUUAGGGAUGACCGCCCAGAAGAGAAGAUAGUAUACGAAAACACCCUCCGAUGGCUCUACUCGGCCCAGCAGCGACAGGAGUCCGCCAUUGUAAAUACAAGCACAGAAGACGAGAACGAGAGUCUCGAUUCAGAACCGCUACCAACGCCGGAAACGAUUGACCCUCGGCAACAAACACUACACAGAUUUUUUAAACCUACUCCACCAUCUGCGCCCUCGCACACGACCCAACAAUCGGCUGGUCCGAUGCAGACGACUAAUGUAUUCCUACAACAAUAUUCUCAUAAUUUGAACUCGCCAGGUGUGUCAAUGGGAAGCGAUGAUGAUCGCAGUCCGAGUUCAAGGCCCAUGGGGGCCGAUACGGAUAUGGAUGUGGAUAUGGAUUCUGGGAGUGAUCAGUCUCACGAGUUUAAAGGGGGUGUUGCAGGUUUUAGAUGGAUGUAG
This is a messenger RNA of Aspergillus ruber CBS 135680, 579 nucleotides long. RefSeq lists its product as uncharacterized. The coding region runs from base 1 to 579 and encodes 192 amino acids. The record is from RefSeq and is a predicted model, not a curated record. The transcript has 2 exons. Lineage: Eukaryota; Fungi; Ascomycota; Eurotiomycetes; Eurotiales; Aspergillaceae.